CAAUUCCCUACAAUUAUAUUGCCUGCAAACAAGGCGCGCGCGUUAGCGGCGCGGAAUUCCGCUGGACAAGCUUGUGAUAAGGCGCGCACAGCCAUGGAAGAAUGUUAAUACUUAGCUGAAGCUCGAGACAUAAUACAAUGAGCUCAGAGCCGGCGCUCCUGCCCGCUUCGGCGCUCAGGAGUCUUGAGAAGUGCAUAGGUCGUGGAGGAUUUGCGCAAGUCUACCUUUGCACUGUUCUUAAAGAUGGCAACGUGCACUCGGCAGCGCUCAAAAUCCUGCGACCGCUGCGAGCCGGCCCCGUGCCCAAGGUGGUGGAGCGGCUAUUCCUCAGCGAAGCCAAAAGCUGCAUGGAGCUCAACCACUGCAACCUGAUCAAGUGCCUGGGCCUCACGCAGCUGCCUGCCGACUUCCCAGGCGUGGGGCCGCUGCAGGGCGCCACCUGGGCCAUGGUCCUGGAGCUCUGUGACUCGGGCACCCUGCGCGACCGCAUCACGCGCAGCAUGGCCCAGGGCCGCGGGCGGGCCUACAGCGACAGCCAGGCGCUGACGUGGCUGCUGGACGUGGCGGCGGCGCUGGCGUUCCUGCACGGCUCCAGCCCCACCGUGAUCCACCGAGACGUCAAGGCCGAGAACGUGCUGCUGCAGUCCGAGGCGGCGGCAGGGCGUGCUGGGGGAGCAGGAGCAGCAGCAGGCGGAGGCGCAGGAGGGGGCGGGCGGCUGGUGGCCAAGCUGGCAGACCUGGGGCUGCACGUGUGCGUGCAGGAGACCCGGCCGGUGAUGCUGCGGCGGCGCGGCGCCAGCUCAGAAACGCCGAAGUCCGCCGCCGGCGGCACUGGCGGCACCGGCGGCGGCGCCGCCGCCGGCAGCCGCCCCGGGUCGGCGUUCGUCACCGUGGCCACGCCGGCUGUGUCCGGGGUGCUCUCCACGCUGCGUGCGGCGCAGAUGGGGUUGUCUGGCGACAUAGCGUGUGAGGGCUGCCUGGAAGGCGACGACGACGAGGGCGGUGACGGCGAGGGCGGUGUUGACGGUGGCGUUGGCGGCGGCGGCCGCGGCCGCGGCGGCGUGCUAGCGGAGUUUGGGCUGCUGUCCACGGCGGACAACAUGAGCGAGCCGGACGGCGAGGCGGCCGCGUACGCCGACAGCGGCUACGGCUUCUGCAGCCGCCGCGCCGGCGGCAGUGGCGGCGGCGCCGACGGCGCGAGCGGGCUCGAGGUGGCGGCGGCGACGACGGUGCCGCCGCUCAGCCUAGAGCUCAUCCAGCCGGAGGUGGUGGAGGAGGCGGAGGAGGGCACUGGUGGGGCUGCGACUGCAGCUGCGGCUUCCAUUUGCCGGCCAGCGCCCGUUGGCAUGCCGCAGGCGGCAGCUGCAGCCACCGCUGUCACGCCUGCGGCGGCGGCGGCGGCGGUGGCAGGCCAGGUGGCGGCGGCGGCGAGCCGGAGGAGCGGCGAGUCGAGUGAUCGGCUGCCGGUGGUUAUGAGCCUGAACCCCAACUGCCUGGCCGCAGUAGCUACUGCCGCUGGUGCUACUGCCGCUGGUGCUACUGCCGCUGGCGCUACUGCCGCUGGUGCUACUGCCGGGGGCCCGGGGGCCGGGGUGCUGGCGUCAGCUCCCUCCGUGGAGCUGCGGCCUUGUGCGCCCGCAGCACGUGCGGCAGUGGCGGAGGCGCCGCCGGUGCCCCUGGUGGCGUCGGCGGCGGCGGGCUCGGCGCAUCUCACGGGCUCCGCCGCAGCCACGCCGCCGCUGAGCCCCCGCUCUCCCCAUAGCGGUGGUGGCUACGUAGUGAACGUCAAGGACGUAGCGGCAGCGGAGGUGACUGCUGCCGCUUCACCUUCGGCAACGCAAACUGCCUCGCCGCGGCCAGGCGCCGGCGGCGCCAGCGUCACCGGCACAGCCGCAGUGGCCGACGCCGGCAUUGCGCUCGCCGCCGCUGCAGGCGUGACGGGUGAUGCGCCGCCGCAGCCGCAUGCGGCCCGCGGCAUUAGCACGCACACGCUCUUCGCUCCGGCGAGGGCGGCGCCGCCGGGCGGUUCUGGCUACGGCUCUUUCUCCGCCAGCACUGGCACGGGCACUUGCACGGGCACAGGAGUGUGCACAGGCACAUGCACGGGCACCUGCACGGCGGCGGCGGCGCUGGCGGCGUCAUCUUCGGCAGAUGCAUCGGCGGCGGGUGCCUCCGCUGAGUCUGGCUCGGCGUCUGCGGCCGCCCUGCCGUGUUGCAGCAGCGGCGGCAGCGGUGGGAAUGGCGGUUGUGGAGGCGGCUGCACGGGGGCGGAGGCACCAGCGCAGGGCUACCCAUUGGCGGCGGCCAGCGCCACUGCCGGUCUCGCCGCAAUGGUGUCACCAACCCCGGCCCCGGCGCCGCCACCGCUGGCAGGGCAGGCAGGCACCGCGACGUCGUCGGGCGUGGAUGCGUCGGCGACGUCAGGGAUGCAGGUGGCCCUGGCGGCGGGGCUGGUGGCGGCUCGCAGCAGCUGCAGCGCACACGUGCUGGAGUCCUCCGGGCCGCUGGGGAACGCGGCGGCAGCGGCGGCGGCCGGGGCGGAGCCGGCGUGUCAGCUGCUGCCGCAGCGGCGGCGCAGCAUGCUGACGAGCAUGCUGCAGUCGCCGUCAGCAGGUGGCGGCGGUGGGGCGGCGGCGAGGGACGCGGCGGCGGCCCCUGCAUCGGAGGCGGCGGCGGCGGCAGAGGCGUUCCUGCCUGCUGCCUUUGUCGGCGGCUCCGUCUUCGCCGUGGCAGAGCCGGUGCAGGCAGCCGUCAUGGGUGCCAGCGCCGACGCCGUCAAGGCACAGGCGCUCAGUGGGGGCGGCGCAGGCGGCACCGGAGAUGGCGGCGUUCCUAUGCCGCCGCGGCCGUCAGCGACGGCGUCGACGUCGCAGCUUGGCAUGCGCGGCAGCAACGUCAGCGUCGGCGGCAGCGCCCUCCUCCACGUGGGCUCGCCAUCACUGGGCUUCCUGUCCCCACUGGGUGCGCCCACGGAUUUGACCGCGGCAGCGGCGGCGGCUGAGCCGGCGGCGCCCGGGUACAGCGGCGCGGCAGGUGGCGGUGGCGGCGGCGGCAGCGAUGUGCCGUCGUUCUCGUGCGUCUCUGACAUCAUCGGCAACGACCCGCGACUGAGGGUGGCAGUGCCGCCAGCGCAGCAGCAGCAGCAGCAGCAGCCGGCGCCGGCUGUGCUGCUCACGCAGGCGCCGGGGUCGGCUGGCAGCACCACCAACACCAACACCACGGGCCGCGGCAGCGUCGACCUCUCCGCCGCCCUGGCGGCGGUGGGCUUGCGCCCUGGCGGCGGCGAUAACUCCACGGGCGGCGGGACGCCGCGCUCCGUGCCAAUGCCGGGCCCAAACUGCUGCGGCGGCGGUGGUGGCGGCGGCGGCGGCGGCGGCGGCGGCGGCGUCUUUGCGCGCAGCAGCGCUGCUUGCAGUGCUCCCAAAUAUCCGGGCGCUGUCAUCGGGACUGCGCCGGGCUCCUCCACCGCCUCGGCCUCUGGCGGCGGCGGCGCCGUCAGGUGCUACGCAUUUGGCGGCGGCGGCGGCAGCAUGUCUGGCAGCAUGGGUGACAUGCUUAUGGGCACGCAGGCCAUGCUGCAUGGUGGUCUGGUGGUCCUGGCGGGCGCCGGCGGCGAGUCUGGUCUGACCACAGACCAGACCGGCAACGCGCAGGCCGAGGCAUCCGCCUCUGCACUGGAGGUCGUCAGCGCCGGCACGCACAUCCUGCCGCCGUCGGCCGCCGCCACCACCGCCGCCGCUAACGAGGGGCCUCAUGGCUGUCACACCGGUGAGACGUUGGCCUCGGCGGCGGCGGCGGCGGCUGCAGGUGCGGCGGCGGCGGCACCCGAGCAGGAGCUCGACCCUGGGCGGGGCUUCCUCUGCGACAGUGAUGACGUGCCAAAGGUCAGGGUGCUGGAGGCAGUGGUCUCGGAGGCGGAAGGGCGCCAACAACACCAACAACAGCGCCAACAGCACCGGAGACAAUACAGCUUGGGAGCAGAGGCUCGCUCGCUCGGCACCGGCGGCGUCAGCGGCGGGCACGCAGCCGCAGCCGCGGCGGCGACGGCUGCGGCGGCGGCGGCGCUGCAGUCGGCCCCAACGUCUACGGACGUCGGCACACUGGCGCCGCCGCAAACCGCCGCCGCCGUGCGCACCUCGGGAGGCGGCGGCGGCAUGCCGUCUGUCUUUGCCACGGCGGCCGUGCAGCGGCAUCAGGUCUCACAGCAGGUUGUUAUGGAGGGGGCGCGUGUGGGGCGGCCGGAAGGCAGCGGCGGCGGCGGCGGCGGCGAUGGCGGCGGCGGGGACGCCCAGUUCCUGACGCUCUCGGCCGCCUUGAUAAGCGCUCCACUGCCGGCGCACUCGCUGCCCUCACCGCCAGCCGCAUUCGGCUCCGCCAGGGCUGAGGCGGCGGCGCCGCCGCCACACCACCGCCAGCUGCCGGUGCGGCAGGCCAGCACGCCUGCAGAGAUACUGCGGGCGCCUCGCCGGGUGCCGGUGGACCCCGCCGCAGCGCCGCCUGCGGCUGCUGCCGCGGCGGCGGCGACUUCGCGGCCGGUGCGCGCGCCGAGCCCGCAUUUUGGCCGCGGCACGGCGCCGCCGCUGGGGACCGCGGGGCGCAGCAACCUAGGGCCGCGCGGCGUCGCCGGGUUGGGCCGGGCUCUGUCGAGGGCCGGCGUCACUGGCUGCGCCUUUCCGGCGGGAAGCGAGGCGGCGGUGGCGGCGGUGGCGGCGGUGGUCAGCGCCACAAGCGGCAUGAUGGCGAAGGUUGUGGGCGGUGGCGACGGGCGCACCAGCCCCAUCGUGCUGACACGCCACGGCAGCGACCGGCCGGAGAGCAGCAAGUCCAUCGCCAUCGGCGUGAUGCGCGAGGACUCGAUCAUCAGCCUUUUCUCCCAGCCGAGCGGCGCCGACGCCGGCCACCCAGCAGUCAGCGGCGCCGCCGCCAUCCGCAUGCGCGGCGGCGCGCCGCCCUCGCGGCUCGUUGUGGGCGCCGCCGCCCGCAGCUGCAGCGGCGCGGCCUCGGGCGCCCCCAGCAGCGGCGGCACCGGCACUGGCACCGGCACUGGCAGCGGCUGGGCGGGCUCUCCCGCCGCCGCCACCACCCUUGGGUUGAUGGCAGCGGCGGGAUCGACGGCGGGCCCGCCGGCGGGGCUGCAGGGCGCUGCCGGCGGCAGCGGCCGCUUCUCUCGCGCCGUCAGCAUGGGCCGUACGGCGGCGGCGGCGUACGGUGGUGCGUCGGGCCGGUCCGCCGGCGGCGGCUUCGGCGCCGCUGGCAGCACCGGAGCUGUGUCCACCGCCGCCUCGCAGCGCCACCAACAGCUGAUGUCUGUGGCCGGCUCCUCCGUCUGCCUGUCGCCGACUGAGGACGACGAGGAGGGCGAGGACGAUGGCGCCGCCGCCGCCGCCACCGACGUCGACGCGGCGGCCGAGGGCAGCCUGCCCAUGCCGCCUGCUGUUGCCAGCGGCCGCAACUCGGCUUCCGCGGCGAAGCGGGUGCGUGCCCAGUUGGCAGCGAGCAUGCGGCGCGGCGGCGUCGCCAUGGAUAGGCAGGUCUCGGCGCCUCUGGAGCAGCUGCGACUCGGCGGCCGCGCCGUGCGUCCCACCGCGCGGGCCGUGGGGACCGCGGGUCCCGUGAGCGGGGAGCUGGCGGGCGGCGGUGCGUACGACGGCGGUUACGGCGGCGGUUACGGUGGCGGUUACGGGCAGCACGGCGGCGGCUACGAGCCUGGCGGCGCGGUUCUGUUGGAGGUUUCAAAGGCCAGCUUUAGCAGCCACAUGCGCCGCCUGGGCAGCAUCACGGAGCUGCUGGGGGCGCCGGCGUGUGGCAAGCUGCCGGAGCACGAGGCGUUCGACUGGGUGUACGGCCUCACGGGGCAGGCGGGCAGCUGCAUGUACAUGGCUCCGGAGGUGUACCUGCGCCAGCCCUACAACGAAAAAUGCGACGUGUUCAGCUUUGGAGCGCUCAUGUACGAGCUGUGGUCCGGUGAGCUGCUGCUCAUCUCCUACCUCAACACCGCGCGAGCCGCCGCCCUGGGCAUCAAGUCGCCGCCCGACUACGCGCGCAGGGUGUCGGAGGGCUUCCGGCCGCCGCGGCCGCACCACUUCAGCGACCCGCAGUGGGAGCUGGUGUGCCGCUGCUGGCACCAGGACCCCUGCGAGCGGCCGCCCAUGGCCGAGGUGGCGGCGGCGCUGCGGGGGAUGCUGGAGGAGGCGGCAGCCGCCAAGGGCGCGCGGCCAACAGGCACCAGGGUCGGCGCGAAGGACGGUGGCCCGUCGCGCAGCAACACCAGCGCCAGCAAGGGCCUUUCCAGCCCACCCGCGGCACUUGCUGGCACCCCCGCACUGGGUGCUGUGGCGGCGGCGGCGGCGGCCGCCGGUGGAAAGCCCGCUGCACCAGGCAGCUGCGGCUGCGGCUGCGUGAUAUGCUAGCCGCACACCGCGUGCAAUUUUCCAUCAAGCAGUUGGGAGUAGAAAUGGACACACAUGUUGAAGGGUGGUGUUUGGUGUUAGUUAUCGAAGUUUAAGUAGGACUCAGCUGUAGUCAGGAGCAGGCUCAAUUGACCAGGGCAAAAGCAGUGUCUGUCUCGGAGCGGGGCCAUGCGUGGGAGGCGUUAGCGGUGAUGCCAUGUGAUGUUAGUAUUGACGUGCAGCCUCUUGCAGUCGUUUUCAGGUUCAGUUGAUUGUUAUCGAAAUUUACUUCGCUUCGUGUCUGGGUUGCAUUGCAUUGCAUUGCAUAUGGUGUUGUUUCGUACACAGGCAAGCGCAAUAAUGUGAUGGCGCCGUCACUCGUCCCCAUGUGCUGAGUGUAGAUCACUCAGAGCAUUUAUUCGUUUUAUUGGAUACGUGCAUGCAUGCGUAAUGCUUUAUUGGAUACGCGCAUGUGUGCGCAAUUGGCAAGCUGACUUUGUUUCUGUUCAUUUACUGGGGUUUGGUGCGCUGUCAUAUACACGAAGCCCGCAGCCUGUGCCGAAGCCCUGCGUGGGGUCAGACGGCGACUCGCAGAGUGCUGUGUUUUGAGCGGCUGAGGGGCCACCCCCACCACCCCCACCACCGGGCCCUGGUGCAUCUGCAUUUUGGUGCAGUGGAGGGCCUGCUCAUGCUGUCCCGUUUGGGCGGGGAAGCGGAGAGGUAGCCGCAACUUGAGGCGGAUCUCGGUUGCUUCAUUUGUCCGCUUGGGAAGGCUGUGAGGUCUACCUACGGGAUCUGUAAGAGGCGGCACGCACACAGUACGUACGACGGCGCGCGGUACUUAGCGCUGGCUGGGUGCGCCGCGGUGUGGUGAGGUGGCGGCGUCGGUUCGCUGAUGGCGGCCGCUGUGCGUAUGGCCCGCAGCCCCGCACACGUGUACAGCACUGACGAUCCGAACUCCUGGCUGCGCGUAGGGUACUGCGUGCUGGCGGAAGUUUGAGGAAGAGGUGGAGCAGUGUGCCGUAUGUACCGGUAAUCUCAUCUAUGCGCAAACAAAGCGCCGCACAGAUUGCCGUAGACAGGACCCGAGCCGGUGGUCGUCCGUGCCGAAUGUGUGGAUUGUCAAGUAGCCCAGGCCGGCAGGCCCGCAUUAACUUUGCUGCGAUGCAACUCAGUCACUCGGGGGCCCGUCGCCGUGGGGUCGGUGAAUCCAUCAUACAUCGCGGUUUGGCAGCAGGACUGCGGCUGUGGAAGUGACGAGCGCUGCUUGCUGCAUCAGGAUCUGGGCGCCACGUGCACUUGCAAGUCAUCAGGUGAACACAGGCAAGCGCGUGUGCGCACGUGCGUGCGUGCUGCCUGCUUGGCUGUGCGUACGGCUGUGCGUACCGUACGGCUGCACCUGUGGCUGCAUAGAGCCGAGCGGAGCGCUGCUUGCGUACUUGGCGUACGCAAAAUACGUCAAUGUAUCAGGAUGUGAGGGCUGAACUCCUCGUUGACA
This is a messenger RNA of Chlamydomonas reinhardtii, 7887 nucleotides long. RefSeq lists its product as uncharacterized. NCBI's taxonomy places the organism in Eukaryota, Viridiplantae, Chlorophyta, Chlorophyceae, Chlamydomonadales, Chlamydomonadaceae. The record is from RefSeq and is a predicted model, not a curated record. Gene Ontology annotation, molecular function: protein kinase activity; ATP binding. Gene Ontology annotation, biological process: protein phosphorylation. The coding region runs from base 138 to 6410 and encodes 2090 amino acids. The transcript has 9 exons.